Messenger RNA from Adineta steineri, 1308 nucleotides. Lineage: Eukaryota; Metazoa; Rotifera; Eurotatoria; Adinetida; Adinetidae. The record is from the annotation of a GenBank genome assembly.
AUGGAUAAAUACGAAAAAAUUAAAAAAAUUGGUGAAGGAUCCUACGGUCAAGUUUUUAAAUGUCGUGAUAAAGACACAGGUGAAAUUGUGGCAAUAAAAAAAUUCAUCGAAUCUGAUGAUGAUCCAGCUAUUAAACGUAUUGCUAUGCGAGAAAUUCGAAUGUUAAAACAUUUAAAACAUGAAAAUCUGGUGAAUCUCAUUGAAGUAUUUAAAACAAAACGAAAACAUAAACUUCAUUUGGUAUUUGAAUAUUGCGAUCGAACUGUUCUUGACGAACUUGAAUCACAUCGAAAUGGCGUACCGGAAAUGAUGAUUAAAAGAAUUACUUAUCAAGUAUUGAAUGCCGUGGAUUUUUGUCAUCGACAUAAUUGUAUUCAUCGUGCACAACAACUUGAAAUGACGGAUUAUGUUGCAACGAGAUGGUAUCGAGCACCAGAAUUACUUGUUGGUGAUCGUCAAUAUGGUACUGCUGUUGAUGUAUGGGCAGUUGGUUGUGUUUUUUGUGAAUUGUAUUCGGGUGUACCAAUAUGGCCUGGUAAAUCAGAUGUUGAUCAAUUAUAUUUGAUUCGAAAAACAUUGGGCAAUCUUAUUGAUAAACACGUAACUAUAUUAAAAAGUAAUCCACAUUAUAGAAAUGUGCACAUACCUGAACCUGAUACAAUUGAACCAUUAGAACAAAAGUUUCCAUAUGUUUCUGAACGAAGUCUUGAUUUUAUGAAGAGUUGUUUAGUUAUGGAUCCGGAAAAACGUUUUACAUGUGCUCACCUUUUACAACAUCAAUAUUUUGAUGGUUUUAAUAGUGAGUAUGAACGGGAAAAAAAAGAACAAAUAAAACAAAUACAACGUGAACAACAAAAACUAAUAUUACAACAACAACAACAGCAGCAACAACAACUACAACAACAACAACAGCAACAGGCUAAGACUCAAAAUAGUGUUUAUGUAUCUGCUACAGGACCAAAUAAACAAUCAAAUCAAGGCAAAACUGUUUCAAGUUUGCCGGGUAUCACAGGUACACCAUUUUCAAAUGCACAUUCAACAUCGACUAAUCAAGCUGAUUAUCCAAGACCAAGUCGUCUAGAAAAUUAUAUGGAGCCUGAUUCACGUGUUAGUAAUGUACCAAAACAAAGAUUUGGUAAUACUCAAUAUCAAAAUAAUACAACAAAUGAAUCAGAUUUACCUGUAAAACCUCCACAACAAUCCAAACGUAAUACAACAACAAAUGAAUCAGAUCCACCCAUAAAACCAUCACCACAAUCAAAACGUAAUACAUAUGGAGAUAAUUAUACACAUUUUCCAAAUAUUUAA